Molecule: messenger RNA, 390 nt
Organism: Gastrolobium bilobum
Lineage: Eukaryota; Viridiplantae; Streptophyta; Magnoliopsida; Fabales; Fabaceae
Product: ethylene-responsive transcription factor ERF098-like
Exons: 1
Coding region: 1-390 (129 amino acids)
Biological process (GO): regulation of DNA-templated transcription; ethylene-activated signaling pathway
Molecular function (GO): DNA binding; DNA-binding transcription factor activity
Source: RefSeq, a predicted model, not a curated record
AUGGAAGAGGACUUAAAAGAAAAGGUGAAGGAAGUGGAAGCAAAAGAAAUCAAGUACAGAGGUGUACGGCGGCGGCCAUGGGGAAAGUUUGCGGCGGAGAUUAGGGAUUCAGCUAGGCAUGGAGCUCGAGUGUGGCUUGGGACAUUUAACACUGCUGAGGAAGCUGCAAGAGCUUAUGAUCGUGCUGCCUUUGAGAUGAGAGGUACUUUGGCCAUUCUCAACUUUCCAAAUGAACAUCUUCCAUGCAAUGUGGCUUCUUCUAUGUCCUCCUCUUCUUCAUCAUCUUCAACUGUUAAAACUGAGCUUGGUAAACAAGUUUUUGAGUUCGAGUGUUUGGAUGACAAGUUGUUAGAAGAACUCCUCAAUUGUGAUGAGAAUACCAUCAACUAA